AUGCGUCUGCGCGCCGAACCGCCCCGCGUCACUCGACUAUCGCGCAAGGUCCUCGCCGGGCUUGGUCUUGUCGCCAGCGUCGGCCUCGGUGGUGCACUGCUCUACGCGCUUCAGACGCGCGACGCCGGUCGGCCCAACGACGAACUCUAUUCGACCGAAAAUCGCUCGACGGCUGACGGCCUGGCCGGGCUGCCGCGAGAUUACAGUGGCGUGCCCCAACUACGGUCCGCCCCUUACCCGGUGUACCUCGGUCCGACCAAUCUCAAGCACCCAAGAUCGAGGACAGCCGGUGCCGCGACCGAUCGACGGACGGUGUCGCCCGAUCGCGUCGUUGCUCCAGCGUCGCCAAAUGUCCUUCAGGCCGGCGCAGUUAUCGCAGCAGCUCUCAUAACCGGCAUCCGAUCCGACCUUCCGGGCCAGAUCACCGCUCAGGUGACCGAAAACAUCUACGACAGCCCGACAGGGCGCAUUCUGCUCGUGCCACAAGGCACGCGGAUUAUCGGCCAGUACGAUAACAAUGUGCAAUUUGGUCAAAGCCGCGUCCUGCUAGUCUGGAAUCGACUGAUCUUCCCAAAUGGCCGUUCAAUAGUGCUCGAGCGCCAGCCCGGCGCAGACGUCGAAGGCUAUGCCGGCCUGCAGGAUGGCGUCGAUUACCACUGGUGGGAUCUUGCCAAGGCCGCCGGCCUCUCGACUCUUCUCGGAAUCGGCGCCGAGCUCGCCGCCGACAAUGACGACCGUCUCAUCCAGGCGAUCCGAAAUGGCGGUCAAGACACGAUCAACGAUGCCGGUCAGCAGAUCGUCAGACGGCAACUCAACGUGGCUCCGACAUUGACGAUCCGACCGGGAUUUCCUGUCCGUGUCGUCGUGACCCGUGAUCUCGUACUCGAACCUUAUGGGGGCUGA
Messenger RNA from Elaeis guineensis (African oil palm), 903 nucleotides. The record is from RefSeq and is a predicted model, not a curated record. NCBI's taxonomy places the organism in Eukaryota, Viridiplantae, Streptophyta, Magnoliopsida, Arecales, Arecaceae.